Gigantopelta aegis is the source of this 572-nucleotide messenger RNA. Its product is annotated as alpha-N-acetylgalactosamine-specific lectin-like. Lineage: Eukaryota; Metazoa; Mollusca; Gastropoda; Neomphalida; Peltospiridae. The record is from RefSeq and is a predicted model, not a curated record. The transcript is spliced from 4 exons. Bases 3 to 572 code for a protein of 189 amino acids.
AUAUGCGUAAGUACAUCUACAGUGUUGGUGAAACGGUUGCCCUGCGGUGCAAAAGUAGUUCCGUGAUCGUGACUAGACGAUGUCUGAGUGACGGCUCGUGGUCGUCUGGUGGAUACGUCUGUGGAGGUUGUCCCACUGGGUGGUCGGCGUUUAACCGGUCCUGUUACAAGUACUUCCCCUCUCACAAGACGUACCGUGAGGCUGAAGGGCACUGCGCCGCGCCUGGUGGGACGGUGGCCACCAUGGCCAGUAGAGAAGAGAUGGACUUUGUAGCCAGUCUAGGACAUAAAACGUGGAAGAUGUGGGUUGGUGCGACUGACCGAGCUGUAGAGGGAGAGUUUCUGGGAGCCGAUAACUUGCCUUUAACAUGGGACAAUUGGAACGAAGGCGAACCCAAUAACCAAGGCAACGAGGACUGCGUGGUAGCGAAUGGAGAAGACAAGAACGUGAGCUGGAUCGACGUGCCGUGUUCAGGGACAUACAGCUACGUCUGCGAGCUUUCUUCUACAUGUGAUAACACGGCUGUUAAUGUCGGUCAAACCAGACGUUAUAUUCGCUAUAGUAAGAGUUGA